AUGCAUUUUUCGAAGACUUACUCCCAACUUCUCCUCACAUUAUCGCCUGAGCUACGUGACAAUGCGAUAGAGUAUCGACGGCUUAAGAAGCUCAUCAACGAGACCGUCGUCGAACUCCACUCGCUUGGAUUUACCCCGGCAGUACUACAACAAUUAUUAGAGCAAGGGGGACAUGGUAUUCCUGCCUCAACAUGUGAGGAUACCGCAGCCCCAAAAGAUAGGCCGACCGUGACAUAUGAGAUUUCGUCGUUGCAGCCUAGGCUGCGUAUCACACUCGGUCAUGGGACUCAGCUAUCGAACGAUACCAUCUCCCCACUUGCUGCCCAGGAACCGCUUCCCAACACACAAGGAUCCUUAUCAUCGGAAAAUGCAGAAUACACUGUCAAUAUCCAAGAUAUCGUCUUACCCCUUCGCUCUGAUACCGCCUUUCUUUGCCUUUUGGCCUCAGAACUAUCCUCACUCUCAGACCAUUUCGCCACAAUUUACAAUGAGUUCACGCAGAAACUCAUUGUUCUUGCAACUUCCAUAUCUUCCACCGCUCGGCCCGUGUCUUCCUCAGCCCCCCAUUCUUUCUCAGCUUAUCUUCUGUCGGCCAAUAAUGUGACAUCCGUGCGCCCUGGGUCAUGUGGAAAAUCGGAUCUCUAUUUUUGGCGGGAGGUGUUUCAGCAAUAUGUCCAGGCUGAAAUAUUCGAAGGAAUAGGUGAAGCAGAGAGAGGUGAGAGAAGUAUCGAUGAAGCCGAAAGAAGACUGGUAUUAUUUCACGGGAGAGUAACGGAGAAGGCGAGGUCCUUGAGAAUCCCUACCAGCGAAGAAGCCUUGGAUAUGUUUUUCAAGAUAAACGCAUUCAUUUUAGAUGUUAAGAAGGUACGUGCUUUCGACUUGCAACCGAGGAAGCUACACGUAAGAUCCUUAAAGAAACAUACCAAACGUACUGCACUGCCUAUUCCUGCGUAUCUUCUCUGUGAACCCGGCGAUACCCCUCCCUCGGAAGUAGUGCUAUCUACACAGCCCCUCAUGCCGUUGCAACGGUUACUGGUCCAGGCUAUUGGAGAGAAACUUCUUCCGGUUGUGCCUUAUAUUGACGAUUAUUCCUGCCUCAUUUGUACUAGCAUUGCGUUCAAGCCUGUUAGACUUGAUUGCGGCCAUUUAUUCUGUGUCAGGUGCCUUGUCAAGUUACAAAAGCAGGGGAAGCCUAAUUGCCCGUUAUGUCGAGCACCGACAGUCCUUAAGGCCGACAGAAAUAACGUCGACUACGCUCUUCUCAAUUUUAUGUCUGACUGGUUCCCAACUGAGUCUCGCGCCAAAUUGCGGGCCAAUGAACUUGAAGCUGCAAAAGAGGAGCUUGAAGAACUCGGGUUCCCGGGGGCUACUGGAUGCGUCAUCAUGUAGAUCUCAAUGGACGGAGGUACACGGGCUUUGGAAGACUUAACAUUAUUUCCUACGAUGACGUUGGACAUCUAUUCAUUUGUCAUAUGUCCAUGUUGGAAAUUAUUUAAUAGCCUACUGGUGUGGAGCGAUAAGGAGCGAUGUACUUGAUAGUUUAGGAAUGGUUGAGAUGAAAGGGUUCACUCUGUGCUGGAAUGUGGUUAGAUUGCUACUUGGCAUCAGUAAUGGCUUCUUCCAUUAUUUCCUGCUCCCAGUUUUUACGGAGGGCUUCUAAAAACUCUUGUAUCCCACCGCCUUCCAUAACCGACUGAAGGUUCAUUAGUGAUAACCCUAUCCGAUGGUCUGUGACGCGAUCCUAUUCCAGUAAUUCUCUCAGA
Molecule: messenger RNA, 1763 nt
Organism: Pisolithus orientalis
Lineage: Eukaryota; Fungi; Basidiomycota; Agaricomycetes; Boletales; Pisolithaceae
Exons: 7
Coding region: 1-1389 (462 amino acids)
Source: RefSeq, a predicted model, not a curated record